Molecule: messenger RNA, 1179 nt
Organism: Colletotrichum spaethianum
Lineage: Eukaryota; Fungi; Ascomycota; Sordariomycetes; Glomerellales; Glomerellaceae
Product: putative serine/threonine-protein kinase PkwA
Exons: 1
Coding region: 1-1179 (392 amino acids)
Molecular function (GO): protein binding
Source: RefSeq, a predicted model, not a curated record
AUGUUUCUCGACUUUCUGAAGACCUACAUCGACAAUCAGUCAACCACGGUCCCGGUGUCGGACAUGGCGAGACUGAGCGUCACUGCCAGCAACGCUGCCGCAUCAACAUAUUCCAUGUCCGGCUCACCGAGUGUAAAUGGCGACAUUCACGCGGCUCCGACCCUUCUCGCGGCGGCACCGUCACCCGUCACUUUCCUGCACAUCGGAAAGGUCGUCAUGAACCUAGAAAAAGAGCCCGUCAACAUCAGAUUCACCUCGGCCAAUGAUCCGACUUCUUUCGCUGUGUCCAAUUUCUUCAAGGAUAUCAGUCUCUUUGACGCCUCGACGGGCCAACGGAGAAGGUCGAUCAAAGUCAAGGGUGCUCACAUGGUAUUUUCGCCAAUGCAGAACUUAGUAGCUGUUACAACGGAACAUUUCGAUGACGGAAUACACCGCAACCCAAAGCAGAUCCUUACGUCGCAUGAUAUGGUGCACUUUGAAAGGCCAGCCUUGUAUGUCGUCGAUUGGGUAAACGACAACGGUCCAAGCCCGAGGCGGUUCACGUUGCAAUGGCACGGCAUCCGUCCGUACUCUUUCAGCCCUGACGGCCAGCUCCUGGCGAUCAAGGGCGUGCGGAAUCGGGUCGAAAUUGUCACCAGCGCCAAGGGCCAGGGAUACAGCGUCCUUCGCAGCCACACCGACGAGGUGACACAUGCGGAGUUCACGGCAGACGCUACCAGACUUGUGACCAUGUCAAGAGAUGGAACUCUGCGAGUAUCAAGUAUUGAGUCUGGGCGUAACAUUGCCAAAAUCGAGAUCGAGCACUGGAGGAACCCGCUCCAGCUAGCAGUGGCCCCGACGGGCGUGAUUGCCUCCAUUUGGGGUAGAACAGUUACGAUUUGGGAUUACGAGACUGGCGCCAUGGAUAGCUACAAUCUCGAAACCGCCCGAGGUAGUGAGGGCAUUCCGCUGGCUAUCUCACCCGACUUACGGUGGGUGGCGUAUCGAUCGGAUGAUGGAGCGGAUGUCACUGAACUGGCAACGGGCAAGGUAGUCUACUCGGCAAGACUAGAGUCUGGUUUCGCGGUUUCAGCAGCGUUCUCGGGUAAUGGUAAAUACCUUGUUGUCGGCAGGUGUAUGAAUGGCCAUCACGCCCGAGCCGACUCUGGAAUCCUCAAUGUAUGGGAAAUUCGCACUUAG